AUCAAGCAGCAAAUCAAGAAAAUUUUGGGAAUUUCAUCACAUCGCUGGCGAUAAAAAGAACGCGUCUCGUUCAGCCAUGGAAAGGUAGCGCAAUUCCUUCGCCUUCGAUUACUGCCCUUGUGAGAGCCGCGUGGUCAAAAACGACCACCGUUUUGGUGCACCCGGCGAAUGUGUUUAUUUGAUAGGUUUGGGUUUUCUCCGCGUGGUGGUUGAUAAGAGAAGGUUCCUCGACGAUCAUGGAAGAUGAAGAUGAUCCCGUCGUGGAAGAGAUUCCGGUGCAUCUGUCGAAAACGCUAGCUGACAAUUUGUUUCUACUGCAAUAUCCCGUCAAAUCUUCCGCGACCAGCUUCGAUGACGUUCGGGUCGUGAAUUGUUGCGUCAAACCGAUAAAUCAACAGAUCAAGAUCGACUAUGAACUGGAUUCUGGCUCGACCAACUAUGACUCCUUCAAAGGGGAACAGUUUGCGCUUGCCGCGGACGGCAGGCACGGGCGGGACAAGUUGCCAAAGGUAACGUUCCGCAGUGGCACGAUGGACAAGCAGUCCUUUCUGAGCACGAAACCGAUCGAGGACGUCAGCCGGUAUCUGGUGUGUGUGCUGCAGGACGGUGAGAUGCAUGCGACCCCGCUCAAGGGCAUCGUGUCCAUGCGCCAGAUGUUUUCCUAUUUCGACAAGCAGGACAAUCGGACCAAAGCGGAGCAGAAAGCUGAGCAGGACGCGGACGGGGUCGCCGAGGAGGAGGAGCUAACGCAGGUGACGGUCAAGUUCGCCCGGACCGAGAACGAGAAGGUGCGGAAGGCACGUGAGAAAUCCUUCACCUACCUGGCAAAGAGGGAAUCGGAAGAGCCCUGGUGUGAAGCAUUCUGGCACGAGAAGCAGUCCUCUGCGGCGGAGUUGGAACGGCAAAAACUGUUCGGUGGAAGCGCUAGUGCCAGUGCCAGCGGGUCGUUCGGUCGUGUCGAUCCGGACAGUGCGGCCCUAAAUGUGCACCCCGUGGAGUACAUGGAUAUGCUUAUCAGUAAGGAGAAGACGGACCGCAACAUUGACCGGCUGCUGCCAAGUAGAGUGGUGUGUAUGCACAAGCUGAACGAGCUCCCGUUGCUGGAACAACUGAAAGUCAUUCUGACCGAUGCGAAGGUAGUUACGUUUCAGCAAAUCUUAAGGCUUAUUUCCGACCGAACCGUGCCGGCCGAAAAGGUUCUCCGGCUGCUGCCCCAGGUUGGAUGGCUGAUCCGAGGGAACUGGGUCGUGCAGUCCGAGUACAUCUAUCCGGAGGGGAGCGUGUCCGGUACGAACGGGGUGUCCGCCGAGCAGAUGUGCAAAGCGCGCGACUAUAUCCUGUACCGCUUUACGAAAUGUGAUAAACUUGAGCGGCACCAUCUGACCAGCAUCACCCAGCUGCCGAUGGAGGAGAUCCGCGAGAUCUUGUGCUCGAUCGCGAAGCUGAACGCGGCCACACGCACCUGGAGCAUGCUACUGCCACCAAACGAUAACUUUCUAAGCGUCGACGAGCAGGAGAUCAGUGACCGCCAGAGCGCUUUCUGGUUGGCCCGAUCGGAAAAGUUCAGCGAGAUGGAGCAGACCAGCUCGACGGCCGGAGGAGGCUCGACAACGAAGCGUGUGAGGAAACGGUCCACUCGCGAUAGUGGCGGAAGUGGCUUGACGGUACCUACCGCAACCGUUGCUGGAAGUGCUACCGCCACGACAACAGCUUCUUCCUCCUCGUCCUCCUCUACGCUUUCCCGGCAACUCUCGAACGGAUGA
This is a messenger RNA of Anopheles coustani, 1763 nucleotides long. It is a transcript of the gene Polr3E, whose product is annotated as DNA-directed RNA polymerase III subunit RPC5. Gene Ontology annotation, biological process: DNA-templated transcription. The record is from RefSeq and is a predicted model, not a curated record. Bases 237 to 1763 code for a protein of 508 amino acids. NCBI's taxonomy places the organism in Eukaryota, Metazoa, Arthropoda, Insecta, Diptera, Culicidae. The transcript has 4 exons. Gene Ontology annotation, cellular component: nucleus; RNA polymerase III complex.